UAUCAUCACUUCACUGCUCGUGCGGUCACCACACUCUGCUUCAAGUGCCGGGCUAUUUUUUUCACCUCCGUCACUCUCCUCUCAUUUUCCAAAACCCUAGCUUUUUCUGCAGUCAACGGUGAUGGCGGCAGUGGCGAAGAUUGGGGCGGUGAAGGAUCCGAAGGUUCAGAUUCACGGGUACGGAUUUCAAGGGCUGAGAUCGGGCGGUUCAAUCCCGAUACCGAGGUCUGUUAGGGCAUCGCCGGCGCCGGCGUCGUCUGCUUCCUCCUCCGUUAUAACGGCCGUUGCUACUCCUGAGGUCAAAAGAAGUGCAGUUGAAUUGAUUAAAGAAAAAAGCAAUUUUCUUAGAUAUCCACUGAAUGAGGAAUUGGUAACAGAGGCGCCAAAUAUAAAUGAGUCCGCCAUCCAACUGAUAAAGUUUCAUGGUAGUUAUCAGCAGUACAACAGAGAAGAACGUCGUACAAAAUCUUAUUCGUUUAUGCUUCGAACCAAGAAUCCAUGUGGGAAAGUCCCGAACAAGCUCUACUUGGCUAUGGAUGACCUUGCCGAUAAGUUUGGCAUUGGCACUUUACGAUUAACAACUAGGCAAACAUUUCAGCUCCAUGGUGUCCUGAAGAAGAAUCUUAAAACCGUGAUGAGUACUAUUAUUCAAAACAUGGGUUCAACUCUUGGUGCAUGUGGUGAUCUUAAUAGGAACGUUCUUGCUCCUGCUGCCCCCUACACCAGCAAAGAGUAUGUUUUUGCUCAGGAAACUGCAGAGAAUAUUGCUUCCCUUCUUACACCUCAAUCCGGUGCUUACUAUGAUUUGUGGGUAGAUGGUGAGAAAGUCAUGUCAGCUGAGCCGCCUGAAGUGGUGAAGGCUCGUAAUGACAAUUCUCAUGGGACAAACUUUCCUGAUUCUGCAGAGCCAAUUUAUGGAACUCAGUUUUUACCUCGGAAGUUCAAAAUUGCAGUUACCGUGCCUACAGACAACUCUGUUGACAUCUUGACUAAUGACAUUGGUGUUGUUGUAGUUUCUGAUAGUGAUGGAGAGCCUCAGGGUUUUAACAUAUACGUGGGUGGUGGCAUGGGAAGAACGCACAGGGUGAACGCCACUUUCCCCCGUUUGGGAGAGCCACUGGGUUAUGUUCCCAAAGAAGACAUAUUGUAUGCUAUUAAAGCAAUUGUUUGUACACAAAGAGAUAAUGGAAGAAGGGAUGAUCGGAGAUAUAGUCGAAUGAAGUACUUGAUUAAUGAAUGGGGAAUUGAUAAGUUUCGCAGUGUUGUUGAGCAAUACUAUGGAAAGAAGUUUGAGGCAUUCCGUAAAUUACCUGAGUGGGAAUUUAGAAGCUAUCUUGGUUGGCAUAAACAGGACAAUGAAACCUUGUUUUGUGGUGUGCAUGUUGAUAAUGGUCGCAUUGGAGGUCAAAAGAAGAAAACAUUGAGAGAAAUAAUUGAGAAUUAUAACCUUAGUGUGCGCAUUACGCCUAACCAGAACCUAAUUUUGUGUGACAUCCAUCAUUCUUGGAGAGAUUCCAUCACCAGAGCUCUUGAUGAAGCUGGUCUUCUGCAACCUAACUACGUUGACCCUCUCAAUCUUACUGCAAUGGCCUGUCCUGCUUUUCCGCUCUGUCCAUUAGCAAUUACAGAAGCUGAAAGAGGAAUACCUGAUAUUCUCAAGCGCGUUCGAGCUGUUUUUGAUAAGAUAGGGAUCAAAGAUAAUGAAUCUGUGGUGGUAAGAGUAACUGGUUGCCCUAAUGGCUGUGCCAGACCGUACAUGGCUGAGCUGGGAUUUGUUGGGGAUGGCCCAAAUAGCUACCAGAUUUGGCUUGGGGGGACACCUAAUCAGACUACACUGGCAGAGUGCUUUAUGAAUAAGGUGAAGAUCCAAACUCUGGAGAAGGUUCUAGAGCCACUCUUCUACAGUUGGAAAAUGAAUCGCCAGCAGGGUGAAUCAUUUGGACAGUUCACAAUCCGAAUAGGCUUCAGUAAGCUGCAAGAGAUGGUAGAGAAGUGGGAUGGUCAUGUAGAGACACCAUCACAAGUAUGAAGCUAUUGAGUGAUUUCCUCCCAGUUUUAUUGACUGUCAGCAGAAAGGCCUUUUGUUACCUAAUGUUGGUUAUCAAAACGGAGCGCUUCAGUUAAUAUCAUUUUGUCUCUUGAUCUAUGAUCUAUGUUGUACGCUAGUUUCAUGGAUUGGAAAAAACUAUAUGAGUCCAUUGUUGAAAAUUUAAAUACUCGACUCUAGUAUCAGGGUUUUAUUUGCAUCAGCUGGUGCAUUUUCUUUCCUUAACAAAUAAAAAGAGCGAAAACUAUUUACGGGUUUCUAAUGCUCAGAGUUGGCUA
Molecule: messenger RNA, 2325 nt
Organism: Asparagus officinalis (garden asparagus)
Lineage: Eukaryota; Viridiplantae; Streptophyta; Magnoliopsida; Asparagales; Asparagaceae
Product: sulfite reductase [ferredoxin], chloroplastic-like
Exons: 8
Coding region: 122-2029 (635 amino acids)
Biological process (GO): sulfate assimilation
Cellular component (GO): chloroplast stroma; sulfite reductase complex (NADPH)
Molecular function (GO): 4 iron, 4 sulfur cluster binding; heme binding; sulfite reductase (ferredoxin) activity
Source: RefSeq, a predicted model, not a curated record